AUGAGUGCCCCAGACGAGGAUUACGACGAGCUUGUCUAUCACGUCCCAAAGCAGAAGAAGCCCCCGGCCGAUCUAGACAAGAUGGGAGCUGCCAUUUCAGUGUGGCCACCUCUGGGUCAGGUCACCCAGGUCCAAAAGGGAAAUGUCGGAUUCGUCGCACUACUCGAAGUUCCCACUGACCAGGCAAACCAGCCAUGGGAGGUUGCGCUCUGGCACUCGGCAGGGGAAGAAUGGACCGAGACCAUGUUUUCCCCCGCUGAGAGAACUCCCUCGACCCUGCAGAAACCCAACAAUUCGGUCGAUCGUACCUGGUUUCAAGGCCUCGUCCCCGUCAAGUCUCUUCUGAACUUCACUGUCAAGUAUCGAUCUGGACCAGAGCAGUCGUGGCGUUGGAUCCGGGAUGAGCACGGCCUGGGUGACGGCACCAUCAUCCUUAAUGGCAACCCAACGACUGAGGCUCUUUCGGACGACUUUGGAAAAAUCCUCAAGGGCUACGAUCCUAGCAUCACUGUCAAGGCCUGCCAAUCCCAGUGCCCUGGCACUCGUCUCUGGGCUUUGGAGGCUAGUGUCGAAGCCGCCAAAGGGGAGGACUCCACCUUUGCAGAUAUCAAUCUGGGGUUGCCAUGGGGAGGCUUCCUCCGGUGGUUUUCCCUGAUCCGUAUUUGGGCACCGUGGUUGGCUCCGAGGCACGGCAAGACCAAGUUCGAACUUGAUAAGGACGCUGUACUAUCAGCAUUUGUCAACUCGGAGGGACAGCAUCUCGUCCUACUCGCUGUCAGUGGCAUAAAUGAUGUGAUGGCUUUGUUCCGCAGUGAUGAUUCAGGAAAUGUACAACUCCAUCUACGGAAUGAUGGUGAGAGCUCAGAGGGUGCGCUUGUUCUGGCUGCGGUCGGCCACAAUUUUGAAAGUGCGAAUGCGGCCGUCAUGUAUCAUGCCCGACAGGCCAUUGCUACAAGCAAGAAGUCAACGGGAGAGCUCGACCAAGAGAUGAAGGCUCUUCAAGAAGGAGUCAAGCCAGAGUGGAUGGAGAACUGGUACGACGGUCUCGGGUUUUGCACAUGGAACGCACUUGGCCAAAGACUCACGGAUGAGAAAGUUCUCAACGCGGUCGAUGAGUUGACGAAGCAUAAUAUCAAGAUCACGAGCUUGAUCAUAGAUGACAACUGGCAGAAUAUAGACUACCGUGGCGAAGGCCAAUUCCAGUACGGCUGGAAUGACUUUGAAGCCGAGCCCAAAGCCUUCCCCAAUGGCCUCAAAGACGUCGUCACGAAGAUCAGAACCAACCACCCUCACAUUCAACAUGUGGCUGUGUGGCAUGCUCUUCUUGGGUACUGGGCAGGAUUGAGUCCCGAUGGGAACAUUGCGAAGACUUACAAGACCGAGGAAGUCGUACGUGAGGACCAAAAUCGCAGGUGGCUCCCUCUCGGAGGCAAGAUGACGGUGGUCAGCAAGGAAGAUGUCCACAAAUUCUAUGAUGACUUCUAUCGCUUUCUCUCAGACUCUGGUAUCGACGGGGUCAAGACCGACGCGCAGUUCAUGACAGACACUUGGGUUUCUGCCAAGGCUCGUCGAGAGCUCAUCACGGAGUACCUUGAUGCCUGGACAAUCUCAUCCCUCCGGCACUUCAGUAUCAAGUCGAUCAGCUGCAUGUCUCAAACACCAGAGAUCCUGUUCUAUUCCCAGUUGCCUCGGAAUAGGCCUACGAUUCUUUGCAGAAACUCGGACGACUUUUUCCCCGAGAUCCCAUCCUCACAUCCCUGGCACAUCUGGACGAACGCUCACAAUGCCUUGUUCACUCAGCACCUGAACAUUUUGCCUGACUGGGAUAUGUUCCAGACGGUACAUGACUACUCUGGCCUGCACGCUGCGGCUCGUUGCGUCAGUGGAGGGCCGAUUUACAUCACGGAUGUGCCAGGCCAGCACAAUAUUGAUCUCAUCAACCAGAUGACUGGCAUCACUCCACGUGGCAAGACCGUGAUUUUCAGACCCAAUGUUCUAGGUCGAAGCAUCGACCAAUAUGUCGGCUACCACGACGACUCUCUACUAAAAGUUGGCUGCUACCACGGCAGGGCAGUCACCGGGACGCCAAUCAUGGGCGUUUUCAAUAUCUCUGCUCGGGCACUUACGGAUAUAAUUCCCCUUGAUCGCUUCUCAGGGGUUCUGCCUUCGUUGCACUAUAUCAUCCGGGCACACACCACAGGGCUCAUCACCACACCAGUCCAGACCAGCCAACCGGCCUCGAAGCUCACUGUGUCGUUGGACGUCAGGGGGUACGAAAUCUUCACGGCCUACGCAUUGUCUCCGUUUGACAGUGACAGUAUAGGCCGUGUCUAUGUGGCCAAUCUGGGUCUGAUUGAGAAAAUGACGGGUGCCGCGGCUAUAGUCUCGAGCGAGUCGGAUUACCUGGAAAAUGGAAGGGUGCUGGUUCAUACUAGUUUGAAGGCCCUGGGUGUUCUCGGAAUCUAUGUCUCCAAGCUGCCGGAGUUGAGUCUGGAUGCCGAUUUCAUGGCCACGAUUCAAGGCCAGGCGAUUCCCCGUCACACCGUAUCCAUCAACAAAUCUUCUAGCUCUAUCCUCGAGAUUGACGUUGAGAAGGCUUGGAAAGAAUUGGACUUGAAGCCUGGCUGGAGUAACGAAGUUGAGGUCAAGGUCUAUUUUGGUAUUGAGAAGUGA
This is a messenger RNA of Diaporthe amygdali, 2673 nucleotides long. RefSeq lists its product as uncharacterized. Bases 1 to 2673 code for a protein of 890 amino acids. The record is from RefSeq and is a predicted model, not a curated record. Lineage: Eukaryota; Fungi; Ascomycota; Sordariomycetes; Diaporthales; Diaporthaceae. The transcript is spliced from 3 exons.